GUGAUGUGCUGUCCUCAAGGCUUCCCAGGGCGGAGCCCGUGGCGUGACCCCUCGUCCUGUAGGAAAUGGGGACAAGGCUAACUCCCUCUGCCACUGCAGUCAACAUCACCCAGCUGGGCCCAGCAAGGGGUGAAGGGCAGGGAGCAGUGGGGAGCCCCCUCACGCCUCUCCCCCACCGGGCAAGCAGGCCUCACUAUGGGGGUGCCUCAACGGAAGCAGCAGAGCACUUCCAGCAGCUCGGAACCCCACGCUGCCCGGACACCGUUGCUAGGACCAAAGCCCUCCAGAGAACCAAGAUGAAACACUCCCCAGGGAAUCCGCCGAACAAGACUAAGGACACCCCUGAAUCAGAGCCGCCUCCUCCCUACUCCUCUGUCCCUCCUCCCCUUCCCCGGGAAACUCAGGUGCCUCAGCCUGGGUACCACCAAAGCAUGCCGGUGGCCCACACAGACAUGCCCAGGGUGGCGACCUCCGUGCCCAUGCAGGUCAUCUGUCCCUACUGCGGGAACUGCAUCCUCACGGUGACCACCCCAAUCCCGGGCGCCCUCACCUGGCUGCUGUGUACCACCCUCUUCGUGUUCGGGUGUGUACUGGGCUGCUGCCUCUUCCCCUUCUGCAUGACCACCCUGAUGGACGUGAGCCACUCCUGCCCUGUGUGCCGACAUGAACUCUUCCGCCACUACCGCCUGUGAGCCCUGAGCAAUAAACGGCUAUGCACAACCGCACAGCCA
Messenger RNA from Tupaia belangeri chinensis (Chinese tree shrew), 731 nucleotides. RefSeq names its product LITAF domain containing (gene LITAFD). The transcript is spliced from 5 exons. Gene Ontology annotation, biological process: regulation of cytokine production. Gene Ontology annotation, molecular function: zinc ion binding. NCBI's taxonomy places the organism in Eukaryota, Metazoa, Chordata, Mammalia, Scandentia, Tupaiidae. The record is from RefSeq and is a predicted model, not a curated record. Gene Ontology annotation, cellular component: nucleus; cytoplasmic side of lysosomal membrane; cytoplasmic side of late endosome membrane. The coding region runs from base 66 to 692 and encodes 208 amino acids.